Molecule: messenger RNA, 4044 nt
Organism: Galeopterus variegatus (Sunda flying lemur)
Lineage: Eukaryota; Metazoa; Chordata; Mammalia; Dermoptera; Cynocephalidae
Gene: CATSPERT
Product: amyotrophic lateral sclerosis 2 (juvenile) chromosome region, candidate 11
Exons: 4
Coding region: 1-3900 (1299 amino acids)
Source: RefSeq, a predicted model, not a curated record
AUGGCAAUAUUGGAAAUCAAUAAGGUUGCUUUUUCACUUAAAGAAUACAAUCCGUCAUCUUUUAAACCAGAAUAUAUAAAAUUCGGACCGAAAUAUCAAUUUCAGAAAUUCAAGGACAGUUUUGAUCCUUUUCUAAGGGAUACAAACAACAAAAUGUCAGUCAGAAAAAGGAAAGACCAAGAUAUAUACAAAAGUAGAAAUAUUCUAAGUGCAGAAGUUAUAGAGUAUGAAGACCAAGACCCACCUUACCCAGAACAUUCGAAAACUACAGGACCUACUAAUAAAAACUUGGCCCAUGAUUCUAAUAUCAUCAGAAGAAAGUCUUCAGACACUGAAAAUAAGUUAGUCUGUGAUCCUACUAUCAACACAAUAGAGACUGUAGACACUAAGAAUAAGUUAAAAGAAAGAUUACCACGUGUAUCUUUACCAAGCUGCUUCGAAAGAGAAUCAUCAGUGACUGGAAAUGUAAAUACAGAUACAUGUCGCCUCUCAAAGUCAUUAAGUCUUAACCCCCAUAUAGAAAAUUUAAAACAAUCAAUGGUACUCAAGUCAAUUUUAAGUAAAAAUCUGCAAGACCUUUCAGACAAAUUGUUUUCUAAACCAGAAGUUUAUAUGAACACUGAAGCAAGAAAGAAAAGUAGAUCUCCACCUCUAAGCAUUCAUGAUAAACCAUCAAGUGGUACGGAAGACAAAGUAUUUGAAAAAAUCCAAGAUUUGAACAGCUGGCUUUCAGAAAAAGACAUUUCAAAUUCGAAGGCUCUUUUAAGUCAAAUAAUUAAAAAUAUUCCUGCAGAUUCAAUUCCAGAAGGUGGACCAGAAGAAUCUCCAGAGGUACAAGAACGUGUCUCUGAAAAACACUUAGAGGCUGAUGAGAUAAAUUUUCCAAUGAAAAAAAAGAGUAGCUUCAAAAAGAAACACUUAAUAGAUGAAGUACCUAGCUCCAAAUCAGGUGUAAAUGGCUUUUUACAUGACUGUGUUAUAAAACAAAUAUUCACUGCACCGAUCUUGUCAGAGUUGGAAAUAGGAGUGAAAGAGCUGAGUAAGGCACAGGUGAACUUUCAGGAUCAAUUACCCACACCUUGGGAGAGAAAUUUAUCUUCACAUAUUUCAGUUCACUAUAAAGAAAAAUAUGAUGAAAUAGAAUUUCUACAGCCCAAAUCUGUUGUAAGUCAGAUAAUACAAGCAUUCCCUAUAGAUACUCUUUUAGAAUCUGGGAUAGUCAAAGUGAUAGAAUUAGAUAAAGAACACCAGGAGAGUUCUUUGCUGGGUAUGGAGAUAGUCUUUCCUGAAGAAAAGCCAAAGGAUUCCACAAAGGAUUAUUCAGAAAUCAAAAGCAAAACAAAACCCCUUUCAGAGAAGACGAUACCCAUCAUUCCCAAAGAAACCACUUCUUCUAUCAAUAGAAUUAAAUUUAUAGAGGAAGGCCAAAAUAUGUCCCCACAAGAUUUAAAAUAUCAUUCAGUACCAGAUAAAAAACCGUAUUUUCCAAGUAAUUGUCAGAGGCUUGAUAGAAAAGAAAAUGAUCUAAGUUCUACUUUAGAAAAUUUAAGUAGCUCAUUAAUGGAUAGCCUUAAUGAGUCAGAUACAAUAAUGUUAAAAUCCUUUUUAAAAAACAUCUUUAAGGUUUUUUUCAAGUAUAAUCCGUCUGAAAGGAAAAGACAACCAGAAAAAGAAUUAGAAAGACUAAUUGAACAUUCUUUUCCAAGUGAUACAGAACACCUUGAAGAAAUCCAAGGGAACUUUGAUAAAACAGACAAAUUAGACAGAAAACCUGUUUUGAGUCCAAAACUGCGUGUGUUUCUGGAAGAACUCUCAGAGUCAGAAGUAAAAAAUUUAAAAUCUGAAUUAAGUAAACAAAUCCAGCAUUACCUUGUAGAAAGACUUUCAGAAUCAGGACAUAUCACCAAGGAGGACUUACCAAAAAUCUAUCAAAAUCUGCAUUUGAUGAAUGAGAAAGCAGAACCAAAAGGGCAAAACAUUUUUCAGGAGAAAUAUUCUGAAACUGUAAAAGAAAUCAUGAUGUUUGUAAACAAUUUUAAUCAUCAUUUUAUAGAUAAACAUUUAGAAAUAAAGCUAAGAUCCUUUUUAAAUGAAAUCCUCCAAAACUAUUUCCUAAAAAACCUUUCAGAAAGCAGUUUAUUUAACGAGACAGAACAUGAGACUAUACACUCGGACAUAUCUUCUUUAAGAACUGAAAGUUCCUCAAUAUCUUUUCAUGAGGUAGGACAAGAUAUUUCAAAGGGAAGUUUUGGUAGAAGGCUUGAAAUAAACAUGAAAUAUCCUUUAAAUAAACCUCUACAAAACUAUCUUAUAGCUUUAUCAGAAAAUGAAUUGUUAAAUCUAAAAGCUGACUUAAGCAAACACCUCCAGAGCCUUUUUAUAGAAAAACUUGCAAAAUCAGGACAAGUAACAGAAAGGCAAUUAGAGGGGAUCUACCAGCAUAUAAAUCUGCUUAAUUCAAGUUUGACACCAUUAAAAUAUAUAACGACAGAUUUGCCUUUUAGAGAUGAAAAUCACUUUAUGGAGGAGCAUUCAGAAAAGCAAAAUAAAUAUUCAAAAAAUGUUCAAAAAAACACUUUGCAAAAUGUUACUGAAGAUAAACUUAUUGAAACAGAAUUGAUCAGAAAGGAAGAAAAGGAAUAUUUUCACUUACACAAUUUAAAAGAAAAUUCAUCAACAAUUAGGGAAAAGAAAAGUUAUCACCCUAAUGAAGGAGCUAAAACACUAAGUUUAAUAAAAGUACAACCUUCUUCCAACAAAAAUAUACAGGCAAUUCCAUUAAAUAAGUCAUCAGAAAGACUUACAGAAAUAGUGCUUAAGAAACAAAAGAAAGAACAUGGUUUCAUGCAGCUUCCCCAAGCAGAAAAUUCUGUUUGUAAAGCAGAGGUUCAAGACCCAUAUAAUUGGAGUGGUAAAUCGAAAAUAACUCAGUCAAAAGCUUGCUUUGAAAGGACACUGAAAAUGAAGCCCCUUGGAAAAAAGGACCAUAUUAACAUCUAUGAAUUGACUAAUCAAGAAAAACCUGAAGCAGUAUUGUCACUGUAUCCAAGAAUCCCUAAUUGCAGAAUGCCAAGGGGAGAUGAAGAAUAUUUAAACAGACUCACUUUCCCUUCCUGGCACACCAACACUCAUUUCAAUUCAGAGACUCGGGAGAAAUCAAAACUAGAAGACCAGUAUUUUCAGAGAUUAAAAGGAAAUAAUAACAAUAAUAAAAAACGUUUAGUAACAUUUGCGCAAUGCAAACAAGAAAUACAGUUUCUUUAUAUAAAACCAAAUGAAAUUUGCAACGAAAAAUGUGCCAACUUCCCUGAAUCACAAUCAUUUCAAUAUAAAGUUGUAGAAGAUGAGAAAAACUCAAAACCAUCCCUCUUCCCAGAAGUAUUGAAGAGAGAAAAUCUAACACCCAAGGUCCGAAAAGAAAGAGACCAUGUUGCCAAACCAAAAAAGUCAUUUAACAAGGCAGUUAGGAUGGUACCAACCCCACUACCCACCACAAGAAUUCAUCUAAGGAAAUCGGUUCCAAGAACAUUGCUUCAUUGGACUGCAAGAAGAACUAUACAUGAUUGUUCAGAUAAAUUUGAGGAGUUACAAGUGACCUCAUUUAAGCAUCUUCAAAAAGCAAAAUCAAGAGCAAGACUUUUAGGAAAGAACCCAGAUGAUAGCCAUAAUCAGGCAAAACACUCUGCAAGACCAUAUACUGCUCCAGAGGUUAACAAACGACAAGAAAGCUACACUGGAAAAUGUGCAAAUCCUCAAAUGGUUUCAGCAGGCUUAGUUCAUAUAAAUGAUAAAACCUCAGAUUAUGAAAUGCGUAAAAUGCAGCCAAAAAAAAUAUUAAAAGAUGUUGAAAAAUGUUCACUCAUUUGUGAUAUUAUCCAAAUGUUAAACAGCUCAGAGUAGAAUGUGAAGCCAAUAAUCAGAGUGUCAUUUCUCCAUUAACAAAAUGGUUUGGAGAUCUGUCCUUGUGUGUGUGACAGAAGUCAGCAACAAAAUUUCAUCUUGUUAGAACCAUUUUGUUUUGAUUAAAAUGAAAAACAUAUCUGA